Molecule: messenger RNA, 648 nt
Organism: Vicia faba (fava bean)
Lineage: Eukaryota; Viridiplantae; Streptophyta; Magnoliopsida; Fabales; Fabaceae
Source: the annotation of a GenBank genome assembly
AUGGACUCUGACUCAUGGAUCUCUUCACGCAUCUCCAACUCUUCACGCCGCUACUAUUCCCGAUCCGAUCUGUUUGUCGGUGGAAACGACGACGCGGAACCCGGCGGCGAUGAUUUAAGAGCGGAGUAUCUUUGCCCUUUCUGCGCUGAAGAUUACGACGUCGUUUCUCUCUGUUGCCACAUUGACGAGGAACAUCCUCUUCAAGCCAACACCGGGGUUUGUCCGGCUUGUGGGGAAAAGGUGGGAAUGGAUCUUGUUGAACAUAUUACAACGCAGCAUUCAAAGUUUUUCAAGGUGCCGCGGAAAAGGAGGGUAGUGAGGAAAGGAGUUUCUAACUCAACAUUAUUUAGAAAAGAGUUGAGGGAAGGAGCAUUGCAUUCUCUUCUUGGAGGUUCUUCAACCAAUUCCGAAUCUGAUACUCUAUUGUCAUCAUUUAUUUUUAACCCAGUUUUAGGCAAUGAAGCUGUGAGUGAACAAUCUAGUUCUUCCAUUGAAGCUUCCCCAGUAAAAGAUAGCUCAAAAAAUGAUUUCGUGGAAAGAAAACCGCAACAAGUACAGAUGUCAGAUGAGGACCGAAUAGAGAAGACUCGAAGGUUAAAUUUUGUGCAAGGGCUUCUGAUGUCCACCAUUCUUGAUGAUAAAUUAUGA